Molecule: messenger RNA, 2583 nt
Organism: Anoplophora glabripennis (Asian longhorned beetle)
Lineage: Eukaryota; Metazoa; Arthropoda; Insecta; Coleoptera; Cerambycidae
Exons: 8
Coding region: 97-1869 (590 amino acids)
Source: RefSeq, a predicted model, not a curated record
UGUUCAUUAUUUUGGUUAGAUAUUAUUCUUAAAAUAGAAAUGUAUUUUGACUAUAAAGACGUUUACUAAAAUGAAACGUAAUUAUAAAGAAUAGGUAUGUUCAUAAAUAAAUUUAAGGAAAAGUCACCAGAUUCUUCAAAAAUGACGUCUUAUAUAAACUUAUUUUUGAAAACUGAAGUAACCUGUAUCCCAAAGCUAUUAAAAAAUUACAUAGGCGACUACUAUAACAAUGCUUUAUUCAAUGGAGCUACAUGGGUGUUUGUAUUAUGGUGUGUUUUACACAUAAUUUUUGAUAAACUAAUUGACGCAUUUCUUAAGAAAUUACGAUACAGAGAGUAUGUUCGAUUAAGACUGAGGAAUAGUCUCUGGUAUUUAGGUUUUUAUGGUACAGCAGUGAUUUACAGUGGUGCAGCUCUAGCCCAAAAUGAAGUAGAAUUAUUUAACUUCAAAAAAAUGCAUGUGCCAUCAAACAGCAAUUUGCCAUCGCAAGUGGUGAUAGGCUAUACUCUAAUUUCAACAUUUUUUCUGCACAGCUCUCUAUGGGAAGGAUUAGCCAAAGAAUAUUUUCUUAAUAUGUUCAGUUAUUUAUUUUUAUUUUUAUUUCUUCUAGCUUCCUAUACACUCAGAGUCGUCGAGAUUUCAUUCACAUUUACUGCUUUAGUUGGUAUAGCUCAGGUAGCAGUUGAAUUUACAAGAUGUUGUUUUAUGUCCUCAACUCAAGACAGUAUUUUAUCUAAAUUCUUUGUUGGUCUUGUGUAUUUUAUGACUUAUGCAAUAUGCUUUGCAGUAUACAUCAUUGUGAUACCACUAACAUUUAUCGUUCCUUUGGGACUGAAGAUAUUGUCCGAUUAUCCGAAUAUUCUGUUGCUAUUUUUGUUUUUUAAUUUGGUUUUAUGGCUGCUUAUAGAAAUUUAUCAGUCGAUCUUGUUCAAAUUUUUGGAUCAUUGGUUUUAUCAUCAAGAAGAAAUCGAAGGUGACAAUUUCUUACAGUGCUCUAUUGGACUUCUUGAAUGUUCCUUGUUCAAACCAAGGGAUGAUAUUUCGUAUAAUUUACAAAUUAUAAAAAGGGAAAUAAAAGCUAGACAAACCAAAAUGAUGUCUUUGAGGAAACCAAAGAAUAAAACCAUGCUUAUUCAGACGCUUAAAUGCAUGGUUGCCAUAAAAAGAAAGUUAACUGAAAAACGUAGAUCUGAUAGUUCAGACUCUGAGUCAGAAAGGUCUGAUAAUAUAAAUACCGAUGAAGACAAUGGAGAACUUUUGUCUGAUCAAGAUGAGGAAACAGAUGAUGAAUCACAGGAUAGUCUUGAUAAUAAGAUAUCUGAACAGAAUGAACAGUCGGAUCAAAAUGAAGAAUCGGAUAAUGGAGAAGUAGAGUCACAAAAUAGUGAAGCAGAAACUGUGAAAGAAACUGCUGAAGGAACUGAUGAAAAAUUGAAGUCGGAAAAGAAUAGUGGUACAUCAGAUAACAAUAAUGAUGAAAAAUCUGAUCUUCAAUUGAAUAAAACCAUUGACAAUGAUGAUAAUACUGCUAAAUUAGCAGAAGCGAUGAUUAAUAUAAAAAAUUUUGAUGAUAGCCUAGCAAUUAAACACCAUGAUGGAGAUAAGAGUACAGUACAAACAAUUAAAGAAGAAACCAAAUCAAAAGAUGAAAAUAGUGGCACCUUGAUAGUUGAAGGGGAUAAUAAUUCUAAAGAAAUUAUCAUAUCAAACAAAAACGAAGAUAAUGAUAAUAAUAAUUCGGUCUUAUCUACAAAUGAUAAUCCAUUACCAGUAUCAGAAGAAGAUACCAAGCAGAACAAAGAAGUUGUAGAAAAUUUACAUCCUAAUACUGAUGCAGAGAUCGAGACAAAUAAUAAAAAGGGUAACUAAUCUGUGCCAUAUAAAAGAUAAAUGUAAAUCCAAAGAUUUUACCUCAACUAAAUAUAAUGUUACCGCUACUAAAUUUACUAAAUGUACUGAGUUUACUGUAUCUAGUCUGUUAAUUUCCAAACGAAUAGUUGGAAAUACUAGUAACUCAAUUAAAUUGAAUAAAACUAAUUUGAAUAAAACUCUAAAUUUUGAAUACCUAUACAAUAGGUAAAAAAAAAUCAAAUUGAUGAUGAUACUUCGCGACAAUCAAUUUAAUUGGAUAGUGGUGUUAAGUAUAAUUAAUAUUCUCACUCGAAUUUUUGUAUUAUUUUCUACAAUAUCAAUUUUCUUUCAGAGUGGGCCAAUUACAAUACUUGGCGGGUUUCUUUUCGGUAUUUUCCUGACAAGGUAGAUAAAGAGUCGUUAAAAUAUCACUAGCUUGAUUUUCAAGAAAAGUUGAACAAUGAAAACCUCAUCUCGAUUUAAAUUUAUUUUAGAGGUACAAGGUUUUUCUCAUUAUUGGUUAUUUUAUGUCAUGUCCAAUAACUUUUUUGUUUGUGAUUUUUUCUUUUAUGAAAUUUGCAUUGAAUUCAGUAUAUGCAAUAUUUUUCUGUAACCUACAAUUUUUCAAUUACAACCCAAAUUACUUAGGCCAGGAUACAAAGCUGGGAAAUGACCAAGCUGAAUUUAUCACUAUAGAUGCUAAAUAUUAUGUACAAUAUAUUAGUUCCCACA